CCAAUCCUCUGCCAACGACGACCUCAUUCACCUCAGUGAAGCAAGUAUUACACACUUCAUCUUCUUAUCGCAAGUGGGGAGCAACGCGAUUGCUUUCACCUGCGCCCAAGAACUCCUGCGCAUCAUCAGUUGCAGACUGAAUCGGUAUCCAUUAUCCUCAACUCAGCCAGCGAGCCGACUCGUUGCUUUAUCGACCGAACAAGAUGCUCCAAGGGGCACACGUUUUCUCUCACCAGCAGCAAUUCAAUCCUCACGGCGAGCCAGCAUGGAUGCAUCAGCAAAGUCACCAUCAACAUGCCCAGCAAGCUGCCGCCGCCGCUGCGUCUGCCGCUCAGCAGCAGCAUUAUAACCGCAUUGCUGCCAACCACAAUUCUAACGCUCCCUCGAUUGUGUCAAAUCAUGGUCAGGAUGCUCUUAUGGAGAACGUAUCCGAGGACAAUAGGAAGACACUUGUCUGGAUCUCGGAGUUGCUUAGAGAAGAGACAAGGGAGUCGGCUCUUUUGGAGCUCAGCAAGAAACGCGAACAAGUCCCUGAGCUGGCUUUGAUCCUGUGGCACUCAUUCGGUGUCAUGACAUCUCUUCUCCAAGAGAUCAUCUCUGUCUACACUCUCCUCAACCCGUCUCAACUCACGGCAGCAGCUUCUAACCGUGUCUGCAAUGCGCUGGCACUUCUGCAGUGCGUUGCAUCUCAUAACGAGACUCGGGCACUCUUUCUGCACGCGCACAUCCCUCUCUUCCUCUAUCCGUUCCUCAAUACUACAUCCAAGUCCAGACCUUUCGAAUAUCUGCGACUGACAUCCCUUGGGGUUAUUGGUGCUUUGGUCAAGAAUGAUUCAUCCGAUGUUAUCAAUUUCCUAUUGACUACGGAGAUUAUUCCCUUAUGCCUUCGUAUAAUGGAGACAGGAUCCGAGCUCAGCAAGACAGUUGCCAUUUUCAUCGUUCAGAAGAUUCUCCUCGAUGACCAUGGGUUGAAUUAUAUAUGCGCCACCUAUGAGCGAUUCUAUGCUGUUGGGACAGUUCUCAGUAACAUGGUCACCCAACUUGUGGAACAACAAACUGCGAGAUUACUCAAGCACGUCGUACGCUGCUUCCUUCGUCUCAGCGACAAUGCCCGGGCUCGCGAAGCUCUACGCCAAUGUCUUCCUGAGCCACUGCGGGAUGCGACCUUCUCCUCGGUACUUCGAGACGAUGCAGCCACCAAGCGAUGCCUUGCCCAACUCCUGAUCAAUCUAUCGGACAAUGUGGUUGAUUCUCAAUCUCAGCAUCAACAGAAUCUCUAAACGGAGAGUAUUCUUCCACUGUACCAUUACAUACCGAUUACAUGCUCUCACGAAUCAAACACGCGGGGGAUUUUUUAUCUUCGGUUUCCAUAGACGCAAAGAUACCCGGUCUCUAUUUCGGAAAAAUAUUGCCAGACUAGAACACUGGCUACACAACGGUUUCCUUAAAAGCAUUGCGGAGGAUUGUGAUUUGGCUUGGGGGUGUUCAGAGCGUUUGAUCUUGCUUUCCAUGGCUGGGUUUUGCUCAUGUGGCUCUUGGUCUGGAGUGGACUUUUGGUCUUAUUCUUUGUGACUACCUUAUUUAUUUGUCCAUUUACCUGGUGUCUUGGUAUUGGUCUGUUGCAUUAUGGAUGGCGUUACAUCGGUGCUGAUACUGGAGCUUGUACAAUAGCAUUAGGAGGCUGUUGAGGAAUAGGAUGAGAGAGCUUAUAUUUCAUUUCGUGACAUU
Mollisia scopiformis is the source of this 1728-nucleotide messenger RNA. RefSeq names its product Rcd1-domain-containing protein. Gene Ontology annotation, cellular component: CCR4-NOT core complex; CCR4-NOT complex; P-body. The record is from RefSeq and is a predicted model, not a curated record. The coding region runs from base 204 to 1280 and encodes 358 amino acids. NCBI's taxonomy places the organism in Eukaryota, Fungi, Ascomycota, Leotiomycetes, Helotiales, Mollisiaceae. Gene Ontology annotation, biological process: negative regulation of translation; mRNA catabolic process. The transcript is spliced from 4 exons.